Molecule: messenger RNA, 1177 nt
Organism: Drosophila ananassae
Lineage: Eukaryota; Metazoa; Arthropoda; Insecta; Diptera; Drosophilidae
Product: alcohol dehydrogenase-like
Exons: 1
Coding region: 140-1063 (307 amino acids)
Biological process (GO): alcohol metabolic process
Cellular component (GO): cytoplasm
Molecular function (GO): alcohol dehydrogenase (NAD+) activity
Source: RefSeq, a predicted model, not a curated record
UUCAAAGGCUCAAUUCCUUCUGAGCCUCAAUCCCAGACACACCAAAAUUUCCAAAGCCUAAAACAUAAAAUUUUUAAGUUUUGCCUAAAAACCAAAAUUUUAAAAUUUACUAAGCCUAAAACACACACACUUUGGAAACAUGUUGUCAAAAUUGUGCAGAACAGUUUCUUCAAUUAAUUUUGGAACAGCGAGGUGUUUGUAUCAGCCACGACUAUUGGAGAAAUAUUACGAUAUCAUCGUUAGAGCAGGCUGCUCAGACUCAAAAUCUGGGUCAAAAUCGGGAUCAAAAUCAAAACCCAUAUGCCUUAAAGGGAAGAACGUGAUCUUCGUGGCUGGUCUGGGAGACAUCGGCCUGGACACCAGCAAGGAGCUGCUCACGCGCGAGCUGAAGAACCUGGUGAUCCUGGACGUCCGGGAAAACACGGAAGGCUUGUGUGCGCUGAAAGAAAUCUGUCCCGAGACGAAAGUCACCUUCAUUAAAUACGAUGUGACCGUGCCCCUCGACGAGAGCAAGAAGGUGUUGAAGAAAAUCUUCGACAAGCUGAAGACCGUGGACAUUCUGAUCAACGGAGCUGGCAUCCUGGAUGACCACAAGAUCGAAGCCACCAUCGCCGUCAACUACACUGGUCUGGUGAACACCACCACCGCCAUCAUGGAGUUCUGGGAUAAGCGGUGUGGCGGACCAGGCGGCAUCAUCUGCAAUAUUGGCUCCGUGACUGGCUUCAAUGCCAUCUACCAGGUGCCCGUGUACUCUGGCUCCAAGGCUGCCGUUGUCAACUUCACCAGCUCCCUGGCCAAACUAGCUGGCAUCACCGGAGUGACCGCCUACUCCGUGAAUCCCGGCAUCACACGCACCACCCUGGUGCAAAAGUUCAACUCCUGGCUGGAUGUCGAGCCAGAUGUGGCCGAGCUGCUGCUGGAGCACCCCACCCAGUCCACCAAGGAAUGCGCCGAGAACUUCGUUAAGGCCAUUGAGAAGAACAAGAACGGUGGUCUCUGGUUUCUCGACCAGGGCACCCUGGAGGACAUCAAGUGGAAGAAGUACUGGGACUCCUGCAUCUAAGAUGUUUCAUGACGAGAUUAUUAGUUUUUACUCUAUAUAGACGUAUGGUAAUAAGGCUGAUUGUGCUUUAUUGAAAAUAAAAUAAAAAAUCAAAUGUCAAAGUCUCAAAGAUAA